Molecule: messenger RNA, 2605 nt
Organism: Neocloeon triangulifer
Lineage: Eukaryota; Metazoa; Arthropoda; Insecta; Ephemeroptera; Baetidae
Gene: SCAR
Product: actin-binding protein WASF3
Exons: 9
Coding region: 176-1957 (593 amino acids)
Biological process (GO): positive regulation of Arp2/3 complex-mediated actin nucleation; actin cytoskeleton organization
Cellular component (GO): cytoskeleton
Molecular function (GO): Arp2/3 complex binding; protein kinase A regulatory subunit binding; actin binding
Source: RefSeq, a predicted model, not a curated record
GCACCCAUCAUCUUGUGUGUGUUCAAUUUGAUGUUUUGCUAACUCUUCUCUUUAGGCCUGAGCGUGGAAAUAAUCUGCCAAUUCGUCGUUCGCCGGCACCCUGAAGCCCUCGAACCUUCGCAGCCUAGGAUGAGUUUGUUUCCCUGUCGGACGCAGCACUAGGUAGGCGGUGAAGAUGCCUCUUCCCAAGCGGCAGGUGGAGCCGAUCCACGUGGCCCGGAACACCCUGCCGGGCGACAUGCCGGUGCCGAGCGAGCUGGAGGCCGUGACCAACGGCACCCUGGCCAACACCGUGCGCCAGCUUUCUAGUCUGAGCCGACACGCCGAGGACCUGUUCGGCGAGCUGCAGAAGGAGGCGGCCACGCUGGCCGCCAGGGCCACCUCGGUGCAGGCGCGCAUCGACCGGCUGGCCGUCAAGGUCACCCAGUUGGACUCGGGCGGCGAGGAGGGUACGCCUGACCUUCUACCUCCUCAUCAUCAGCAAAAGCCCCUACUUUCGUUGCAAGACAUGCACUUGAGAAAGGCGUUCAAGAGUUCUGUCAUUUUCGAUCAACAAGUCGUGUCACGAGACACAAUGCCCUCUGCUAUGUUGGAGCAGUACAUGCAGUGUGACAAACCGCCACCUCUGCAGAAACUCAACCCAUACAGGGAGGAUGGCAAAGACGGGCUGAAGUUCUACACCGAUCCAAACUACUUCUUCGACCUCUGGAGGCAAGAAAUGCUUAAGGACACUGAACGCAUGAUGCACGAUAGAGGAAAAAAGCCGCACCGCCCGAGAGGGGCAGAAGGUGGCCGUCAACACAAGAAACGAGUGCGACAGCCUCACAACACGCGAGAGAGGCAGAGACAAGUUGCCAUGGGACAAGGGGAAUAUUUGAUGCCCGAAGCAAAUCCUUAUCGCAACUCAAAAACCGCCCUGUACGAAGAGGACAUGGUUGACCAACGACCUCCUCGACCGAGCAGCAUCGAGCUGAGAUCCAAUUAUGGGGAUAACUCGCAGGGCAUGCACCCAUCACAUCAUAUGCUUCCACAGGAAAAUGAUCAUUAUGGUCGCAGCCACUAUCAGUCAGGGUACAACGACCACACUGCCAUGUACAUCCAGCAGCAGCAGCAACAGCACAUCAUUUAUGCUAGAGGGAUGAACAUGCAGGAUCCAUACGGACAUGCUAUGGAUCACAGAAACACUAGCAGGUCAAACUCAAUUACGCAAAAUGGACCUGGCACUCCAGGUCAGCGGCCAUCGCAGCCGCCACCAGCUCCUCCAAGCAACAGCAAUUCGGAAACAAACACGCCAACAACCUUGUCCGCAUCUGGAACUCCAACACGCGGCCGGAGCAUGAGCGCUACGCGGGACACAUUGCCGCCGCCCCCGCCGCCUCCGAAUGACAUGAUGAGUCCUCCACAGAGCAACGGCAUCCCAGCGCACUUGCGCCAGCAACUUCGCUCGUCCAUGUCGCCGCCACGCACAGCCUCUCCGCACCACCACAUGGACCACGACUUGCCUCCGCCGCCGCCUGCCCCGGAGGAGCACAACAUGCCUCCCUCGCCGCCUCCAGCACCGUCACCUCCCUCGGCUGCAGUGCCGCCGCCCCCACCGCCACCUCCUCCUGCAGGUGCCCCUGACUCUGGGCCACACCACAUCAUGGCAAACGGAGAUGUCAGCAAAUCAAUUCUCAAGUCGCCACCAACGAAGGCACCAUCAAAAGCACCGCCGGCGCCCAAACCAAUCGAUCCCCGGACUGACCUGCUCAAAGCCAUCCGGGAUGGUAUCACCUUGCGAAAGGUGGAGAAGAGUGAAAUGAAAGAGGUUGAAAAGUCGAACGCUUUGCACGACGUGGCCUCGAUUCUGGCACGACGAGUGGCAGUCGAGUUCUCAGACUCCGAGUCCGGUUCGGACUCUGAGGAAUCUGAUGGCUGGGAGGAGGAAGCAGGCACCGCCGCUGCCAACGCAACUUAGCUUGCAAGUGGAGAUUAACAGUCAGGCUCUAUAUUCGAAGCUUCUUUUUCUAUCUGAGUUACAAACUGAAUGUAACAGUGUGUGGGCAGUGGUUGGACUCUCCGCGUGGUAACUUUGACCGUGAGAGUUUUGAGUUGAGCCUUUCAAGUGAAAAAAUAAUAAUUAAAUAAAUAAUAUUGCAUUUUUAAUGGAUAUUUUCAAGCUUUGGAAAAGCACUGCAUAUUUUGCACACACAUUCCUAACUUUAUUAGGAAGAUCAUCUUCGUACGUAUCUACGACUCGCAUAUUUUUUUUUUUUUUUGUAAAACGGAGAAAAUCAAAAUCGUGGAUUAUCGAAUUAUUUAUUUUGAUGUCUUUUAUGGAAACAUUCAUGAAUGCACUGUGCAACCCAAAAAAUGGCUAGGAUUAACGCCUUGCUCCAGAUAUUAUUUUUACUCAGAACUAAAUUAAUCGUCUAGUGUCAUGAGCAAUAUUAAUUUAAAUUGUAUUAAUCAAAGCUCAAAACCCAAACGUGCGCCAAACUAAACGGUUAUAAUAUAAGUCAAAGUUACCGUAAGCAAUGCGACGGACGUGACACACACAAGGACCAGGACGAGGUCAAGGGAUGGGAGUUUGUUCGUGCUGGAAAGUCUUGGAACUCUUUUUAUU